Messenger RNA from Entelurus aequoreus (snake pipefish), 710 nucleotides. RefSeq names its product prostaglandin E synthase 3 like (gene ptges3l). The coding region runs from base 75 to 551 and encodes 158 amino acids. Gene Ontology annotation, biological process: chaperone-mediated protein complex assembly; protein folding. The transcript is spliced from 7 exons. The record is from RefSeq and is a predicted model, not a curated record. Gene Ontology annotation, molecular function: Hsp90 protein binding; protein-folding chaperone binding. NCBI's taxonomy places the organism in Eukaryota, Metazoa, Chordata, Actinopteri, Syngnathiformes, Syngnathidae. Gene Ontology annotation, cellular component: cytosol; nucleus.
UUUCCACUGCAGUACAUGUGAGCAACACACUCACCAUUUCUUCUUUCCCUUGUACAUUUACUCACAGCAUUACAAUGAACAAGCCCAAAAUUGUUAGACCAGAGGAAAGCCAGCCUGCACAUGCAGUGUGGUUUGAUAGGAAAAAAUAUGUCACCAUUAACUUCAAGGUACAAAAACCAAAGGAUGUCCAAGUUGAUAUUCAAACCGACAAAAUGAUUUUGUGCUGCAAGAACGACACAGAUGAUGUAUUCUACAAUGUGCUGCACUUCUAUGAGAAAGUCCUGAUCCAUGACUCCAGAGAAAGAGUGUAUGACCGCACGAUCAAUGUUUUGCUCAGGAAGCUGAAGCCGGACUAUGCGUGGCCUCGUCUUCAGAAGGAUCCAGCAAAGCCCAUUUGGAUUGCUGUUGACUUUGACAACUGGAGGGAUUGGGAGCAUGAAGAAGACGAGGGCAGGGAGGAGUUUGAAAAAUACGCAGAUAUGAUCCAAGAUAUGUCCAGCAGUAAUAAGGGAGGAACACCGGACAUGGGAGAUCUGAGUGAUUCUGACUGAGACUAAAGCCCACCUCCCUCUUCACCAGCGGUGUCCAAACUAUUUCAACUGAGGGCCGCACAGAAAAAAAAUCUAAGCAUGCGGGGGUCAUUUUGAUAAUUUUCAUUUUCAAAACCAUAUAUAUAUGUAUAUGUAUAUAUAUAUAUACAAAAAACAAAA